Triticum dicoccoides is the source of this 1176-nucleotide messenger RNA. Its product is annotated as momilactone A synthase-like. NCBI's taxonomy places the organism in Eukaryota, Viridiplantae, Streptophyta, Magnoliopsida, Poales, Poaceae. The record is from RefSeq and is a predicted model, not a curated record. Bases 73 to 990 code for a protein of 305 amino acids. The transcript is spliced from 3 exons.
AAGCAGAGCAAGUGAGCAACCCCUUCUCUCUCUCUCUACCCCAAGAUCCAAGAACACAAGACGAAGGUGAAGAUGAUGCUCCGGCUCGUCCGUGAAGCUAGGAGGGCGGCUACUUCCUCGGAGUUGGCCGGCAGGGCAGGCGCCAGGCGGUGGCUAUCGACGGCGAUGAAGGGAAGGCUGGAGGGAAAGACUGCACUGAUAACCGGAGGAGCAAGUGGGCUGGGUAAGGCCACAGCCCAUGAGUUCAUCCAAGAGGGCGCAUGCGUGGUUCUCGCCGACAUCAAUUCGCAGCUGGGCCUCCAAACAGCCGAGGAACUCGGCCCGCAGGCCCACUUCGUCCACUGCGACGUCGUCCUCGAGGACAGCGUGGCCGGGGCAGUGGACACCGCCGUCGCGAGGCACGGCCGGCUCGACGUCAUGUUCAACAGCGCCGGCAUCGUGGGAUCUCUCUCCGGCACUUCGGACAUGGCAACCCUGGACCUGGACCAGUUCGACGACAUCAUGCGCGUGAACCUGCGCGGCACUCUGGCAGGGAUCAAGCACGCGACGCGCGUCAUGGCGCCGGCGGGCUCCGGCUCCAUCCUCUGCAUGGGCAGCAUCAGUGGUAUCAUGGGGAGCCUUGGCUCGUAUCCCUACUCGCUUUCCAAGCUCGCCAUCGCCGGCAUCGUCAGGACAGCCGCCGCGGAGCUCGCCCGUCACGGCGUCCGCGUCAACUGCAUUUCGCCACACGCCGUCGCGACGCCGAUGGUGGUGCGGCAGUUCUCGCAGAUGCUCCAGGGCGCCGACGAGGCCACGGUGACGGCCAUCAUCCGGAGUCUCGGCGAGCUCAAGGGCGCUGCGUGCGAGGCGGUGGACGUGGCCAGGGCUGCCGUCUACCUCGCCUCCGACGACGGCAAGUACGUGUCCGGCCACAACCUGGUUGUGGACGGUGGGUUCACCACCUACAAGUAUAUGAACGUGCCGUUCCCCAAGCCGCAGGACAGUGAGUGAUUAUUACUGGUCAGUUAGAAAAGGUUGGUUUGGCUUUGUGCUCAUGUGGUUCUGUACAAAAUGCACCUAAUUAUUCAACGGCGAGAGGAGAGUGAGGGCUUCUGUUCUUUGGUGUAGAGGUGUUGUGAUUUUUGUGGUUUCAAGUGUGGAGUGACGAUUAAUCCCAAGCGUCAACUGUUUAUUUAA